UGUUAUGUGUAUAUAUAUUGUCCAACGAAUUCACCACUUAAUUAAAUUAAACAAAACCCAAAAAAAGAAAGAGAAAAUUGUCCGAUUCUCAAUCUCUGCUUCUUCCCUAUAAAGAAAAGCAUCCAGUUCCAGAUUUUUUUUGUUUGAUUUGAUAAUAAUAAUAAAAAAAAAAACUCAAUUACAAAAAAAUGGACAACUUCGACCCACUCUGGGAAACAGACAUCAUCGGAAUGUACCUCCAAAAUCAAGAAUUCGACAGUUUGGGAUUUGAUGACACUUUAUCGUCUUAUUACGACUACGAUUCGAGCUCGCCGGAUGGUUGUGCUUCUUCCAUGACUUCGAAGAACAUCGUUUCUGAAAGAAAGCGUCGACAAAAGCUUAAUGAACGCCUUUUCGCUCUUCGAGCAGUUGUUCCCAACAUUACUAAGAUGGACAAAGCGUCGAUAAUUAAGGACGCAAUAAGCUACAUAAAAGAGCUCCAUGAACAAGAACGGAGGAUCAAAUCCGACAUAUCGGAUCUCGAACAUCGAAGAUCGAAGAAUGGCAAUAAUAAUAGUUGUUCAAUGAUGGAUUAUGAUCAAGAAUUGCCUUUUGUACAAAUCAAGUCCAAGAAAAAAAGAACUGAUCAUCGCAAACAACAACAACAACAACAUUAUGACUCCAAUGGUUGUUACCGAUCUUCUGUCAUUGAUGAUUUAGAAGUGAGGGUGUCAUACGUGGGGGAGAGGACUAUAGUAGUGAGCUUGACUUGUAGUAAAAGAGAGGGUACAAUGGUAAAAUUAUGUGAGAUGUUUGAGUCUCUAAAGCUCAAGAUUAUUACAGCUCAUAUCACUGCUUUUGCUGGGAGACUUUUGAAGACAGUCUUUCUCGAGGCAGAUGAAUUGGAAAAAGAUCACUUGAGGAUAAAGAUCGAAAGAGUGAUAUCAUCAUCUACACACAUUUAGCGUCGGCUUUUUCUAUAUUUGUCACCUGUGGGAAGUUUUCAUUUGCAAAUCCGUUGCUAAUUUUUUUGCUUUCUACUUGUAUGAUUGUAUCCUUCUUUCUUGUGAGUUUGGAAAUUUUCUCAACAAAAAGAAUAAAAAAAAAUUGAUGCUUUCCUAUCUGA
Spinacia oleracea (spinach) is the source of this 1105-nucleotide messenger RNA. Its product is annotated as transcription factor bHLH35. The record is from RefSeq and is a predicted model, not a curated record. Lineage: Eukaryota; Viridiplantae; Streptophyta; Magnoliopsida; Caryophyllales; Amaranthaceae. The coding region runs from base 189 to 944 and encodes 251 amino acids. Gene Ontology annotation, molecular function: sequence-specific DNA binding; protein dimerization activity; DNA-binding transcription factor activity. The transcript has 5 exons. Gene Ontology annotation, cellular component: nucleus. Gene Ontology annotation, biological process: regulation of DNA-templated transcription.